AUGGUAUCCCCAGUGUGGGACGAUCGGGUGCUUGAUGACGUGUGUUUCCCUCCCUCAGGAAAGCCAGUGUGGGGGGAGAGUGGAGAGCUGGUGUGUCUGAAGCCAAUCCCCUGUCAGCCCACCUACUUCUGGAACGACGAGAAUGGGAGCAAAUACCACAAGGCUUACUUCUCCUCCUUCCCAGGUCAGUCCUGUCCAUAGAGAUAGAUAGAGCUUCCCCUCCUUCCCAGGUCAGUCCUGUCCAUAGAGAUAGAUAGAGCUUCUCUUCCUUCCCAGGUCAGUCCUGUCCAUAGAGAUAGAUAGAGCUUCUCCUCCUUCCCAGGUCAGUCCUGUCCAUAGAGAUAGAUAGAGCUUCUCCUCCUUCCCAGGUCAGUCCUGUCCAUAGAGAUAGAUAGAGCUUCUCCUCCUUCCCAGGUCAGUCCUGUCCAUAGAGAGAGAUAGAGCUUCUCUUCCUUCCCAGGUCAGUCCUGUCCAUAGAGAUAGAUAGAGCUUCUCCUCCUUCCCAGGUCAGUCCUGUCCAUAGAGAUAGAUAGAGCUUUUCUUCCUUCCCAGGUCAGUCCUGUCCCAUAGAGAUAGAUAGAGCUUCUCCUCCUUCCCAGGUCAGUCCUGCCCAUAGGAGAUGAGCUCUCUAGUACAUCUCUAUCUUUGCAAUGUCCGCUUCUGUGACAGCAUGCUCAGCACCAUUGAGGGCUAUCUCCAUUUUAAAGUAGUCUGUAGAUGAUCACUAUCCGGCUCAGCUUACUAACAUGCGUGCUCCUCUGCAGGUGUUUGGGCCCACGGUGACUACUGUAAAAUCAACCCAAACACAGGAGGAAUAGUCAUGCUUGGCAGAAGGUGAGUCAUUGGGCUUGUUCCACACUACGGCCAACUGACUGAUCUACAAAUGGCCUUACGCCGUUCAUAGGCCUAACUACUCAUUGUCAUGUGUAGAUCAGACAGUCUGUCACAAUUUACCCACAAUGCAUCACACAUUUGAUGCUCUCGAAUACAGCCAUUCGCUCAUUCCGACACGUACUAAUUACCUCAGGAGACAGACGACUACGCCACCAUAGUUUUUGUUUGGUCACCUUCAUUACGUUCUUGUCUCAAUCACAGCGAUGGAACUUUGAACCCCAACGGCGUGCGCUUUGGGAGCUCCGAGAUCUACAACAUUGGUGAGCGAUGGGUGUUUCUUACCCAUGAAGGGUUUGGAGUGACAGCAGUUUUUUCCUCAUUAGCUAGUCAUCAUUGAUAUGAUUGGCUGCAUCACAAAAUGGCACCCUGUUCCCUACAUAGUGCACUACUUUUGACCAGAGCCCAGUGGGAAUAGGGUGCCAUUUUUGGACGCAGCCAAUAUCUGCUACUAAUCCUGAAGUAUCAGCCAAUCUGUCAGAUCUUCUAAAUGUGUACGCUUUUGUUCUCAUCUUGUAUCCAGUGGAGGCCUUUGAGGAAGUGUCCGACAGCCUUUGCGUUCCACAGUACAGCGGGGACGGCGAGGAGAGAGUGAUCCUGUUCCUCAAGAUGACACCCAACCAGUCCUUCGGCCCGGAGCUGGUACAAAAAAUUCGCGGAGCCAUCCGGAAAGCUCUCUCCGCACGCCACGUACCGGCACUGCUCCUGGAGACCAGAGACAUUCCUGUAAGAACAUUCUCCUAUCGUCAUUUUCAAUGUGUUCAUGUAGUCACACUGAGCAAAGAGUGCACCCAAAGAGAGCAAUUUAAUAAAAAAGAACCCUAACGUUAGACACACUUAUGUGGGUAAACACUUCCAGAUGAUGGGCGGAGAGUCAUGCUUACACAUUUCUUAUUGUACAAGUCUGUACCAGGACAAAUAGAAGCACUCCCACCCCCUGUAAGUGCUGUUACGUUCUACCACAUCGCUGGGGCUCUAUUCACUAACUGUCUCAGAGUUAGAGUGAUGAUUUGGGAUCAGUUUUGCCUUUUAUGUCACAUGGACAAGGGUGGGAACUGCACUCCUACUCUGAGAGGCUUGAUACAUGUAGACGUUCCCUGACCCUGUGUGUUUCUCUCUGUCUCUGUCUCUGUCUCUGUCUCUGUCUCUCUCUCUCUCUCUCUGUCUCUCUCUGUCUCUCUCUGUCUCUCUCUGUCUCUGUCUCUAUCUCUCUUUCUCUUUCUCUUUCUCUAGUACACCCUCAGUGGGAAGAAGGUGGAGGUGGCUGUGAAGCAGGUGAUCGCUGGGAGGGAGGUGACCCAGCGAGGGGCCUUCUCCAACCCGGACUCCCUUGACCUCUACAAGAACCUGCCAGAGCUCCAGAACUUCUGA
Messenger RNA from Coregonus sp. 'balchen', 2262 nucleotides. NCBI's taxonomy places the organism in Eukaryota, Metazoa, Chordata, Actinopteri, Salmoniformes, Salmonidae. The record is from the annotation of a GenBank genome assembly.